Conger conger (European conger) is the source of this 1885-nucleotide messenger RNA. RefSeq names its product brain-derived neurotrophic factor (gene bdnf). Bases 401 to 1186 code for a protein of 261 amino acids. NCBI's taxonomy places the organism in Eukaryota, Metazoa, Chordata, Actinopteri, Anguilliformes, Congridae. Gene Ontology annotation, biological process: negative regulation of neuron apoptotic process; positive regulation of peptidyl-serine phosphorylation; nerve growth factor signaling pathway. Gene Ontology annotation, molecular function: nerve growth factor receptor binding; growth factor activity. The record is from RefSeq and is a predicted model, not a curated record. The transcript is spliced from 2 exons.
AGCACGCUGGACAGAGGCAUCGGAGUCGUUGAACGCAGCGGACUAAAUCGCCAAGUGGACAUCAACUUUUAAGUCUUGCAGUUCUUUGCCAAAGCUAGGGAUUUUUUUAAUUUUUAAUUUUUUGGCUCUUUUUGGUAAGCACUUUCUGUGGAAGCCCGGUGAUGUAAAAAGACUAAGAAUAAGAAUAGAGAACAAAGCCUGGUUGCUUUGCACGUGGAGUUUUGUCGCCGCUUAGAGCAUGUGAAAGUUGAAAUCUUAGAGGCACUGUGCGUUGUGCGUUCUUUGUAAGCUCCACUUGAUAUACAGCGUUAACUUUGGGAAAUGCAAGUGUUGGUCUUGGAGAUCUAACCACUGAUAGUGGUUGUCAGCUGUUAAAAAGUUCCACCAGGUGAGAAGAGUGAUGACCAUCCUGUUCCUGACUAUGGUAAUUUCGUACUUCAGUUGCAUGAAAGCUGCUCCCAUGCGCGAUGCGGGCGGGAUGCGGGGGCACCGGGCGGAGGGCUACCUGGGCGCCACGGCGGCGCAGACCCACGGGACUCUGGAGAGCGGGGGCGGGGCGCAGCGCCGGGGGCUGGCCUCCCUGUCGGACACGUUCGAGCAGGUGAUCGAGGAGCUGCUGGAGGUGGAGGGCGAGGCGCAGCUGGCCGGCAGCGGGCCCGGAGACCAGAGCCAGGGGGACGUCGUGGCCGAGUCCAAAGACGUGGACCUGUACGCGUCGCGCGUGAUGAUCAGCAACCAAGUGCCUUUGGAGCCCCCACUUCUCUUUCUCUUGGAGGAAUACAAAAACUACCUGGAUGCGGCGAACAUGUCCAUGAGGGUGCGGCGGCACUCCGACCCGUCGCGGCGCGGGGAGCUGAGCGUGUGCGACAGUAUUAGCCAGUGGGUCACGGCCGUGGAUAAAAAGACGGCUAUAGACAUGUCUGGGCAGACUGUCACGGUUCUGGAGAAAGUCCCGGUGCCCAAUGGCCAACUGAAGCAAUACUUUUAUGAGACCAAAUGCAACCCCAUGGGAUACACAAAAGAUGGCUGCCGGGGAAUAGACAAGCGUCACUACAACUCGCAAUGUCGGACAACCCAGUCGUUUGUGCGGGCACUCACCAUGGAUAGCAAAAAGAAGAUCGGUUGGAGAUUUAUAAGGAUAGACACUUCCUGUGUAUGCACAUUGACCAUUAAAAGGGGAAGAUAGUGAAUGAAAUGUAUAGAUUUUAUUGAGAGUAAGAAAAAAAGAAAAGAGAAAAUAUCUAUUUGUAUAUAUACUUAACAGGGUAAAUUAUUCCGUCAAAUGAAAAAUUUUAUGGACUGCAUGUAAAAAAGAUGAAGUUUAUACAGUAAAAGUGAUACUACAGUCUAUUUAUUGAACAUAUUCAUGACCUUGUAAACAAUUAAAAAAAGAUCUAAUCAGUCAUUUGCGCACAACUUAAAUUACUAUAUUACAUUCCUCAAGACAUUGUGGUUCGUUUACGUUGCCAAGAAUUUGAGAAAAAAGGAAAUGGAAGGUGAGGAAAUAAAAAAACCUGCAUGCUGCUUCAGUGGUGAAUGAGAAACUGUCCACUUUGGGAAAAAAAGGAUACAGUUCUGACCAAAACAUUCCGUUUACAUUUUCAACAGGUCUUUCCUCCUCUUAGUACUUAUCUGUUUACUGCUCUAAACUUCUCAAGGUAAUGUCGGAAUUACAUACUAUGUCAAGGUGCUGUUGUCAAAGCUUUGCUGUUUAUUUUUUUAUCCCCACAAGUUGAAAAAAAAGAUAAAGAUAUAAAAUUGAAUCAUUGACAUAUGUUCUGGAUUAAUAUAAUUCAUUUUGUAUGUUGUGAAGUUGUUUGCAAUAUUAAAUUGAAAUAUUUGAAGAAAUAAAAUGACUAUAGGCAACUGAAAACAAACCAAUAAA